AGGACUGGUGCGGUCUUAGUUACAAGAUGGCCGCAGUAAUUGAAGCAUUCCUUCGAACGGCGUCUUGUUUCGCUUGUUGCCUAGAGGCUUUGAUCGGGAAGAAGUCGGUCCUAAAUUCCGUACCAGGCUCAUGAUUGAGUUCCGAAUAACUAUACCAAAUAGCUAUCAACGAGAAAAUGUGGCCAGCUGUCAUUGUAUUCCUUACUUUAAUGAACAUAACAUUAUGUGUAGAUGCUGUGCUAAACUUCUUAAAGGAACCGACUUCCAAAUCUGUUGUUAAAAGGAGCACAAUCAAUUUUGAAUGCCAAAUAGAUGUCCCACAACCCAUUUACCACUGGCUAAAAGAUGGUAGUAACGUCACUAAAGGCAACAUCUCCCCCUCUGGCUCAGCAACAUCAUUGCAGAUUGAUAACCUAGACUUUUCUGAUUCUGGGAAUUAUUCCUGUGUAGCCACUGACAAACAGUCGGGAGAGACAGGAACAAAAUCAGCAACUUUAACUGUGCAAGGUGUCCCAAUGGUAAGUAUUUCUAAAACACCUUCUUCAUCAUCAACAUAUGUCGGACAAUCUGCUUUGUUUCACUGUGAGGUUGUUGGAUAUCCAAAGCCAACUUUAACUUGGAAAAAUAGUAACGAUACAACAAUUUCUAGUGGUGGACGAUUUGAGGUUUUCAGCAAUGGAUCACUGAAGAUAAAUAAUUUGAUGAAGAGUGAUGAUGGUAGCUUGUUCAUCUGUAAAGCUCACAACUCUUAUGGCUCAACUUCUGCAAGUGCAACCCUGAUUGUAAAUGACCUACCCAUCCCUCCAUCGUUUACAACAAGACCAGGCAACAAAACUGCAAGUGAAGGAGACAGAGUCACAUUUUACUGUGAUGCAAAUGGCAUUCCUCCUCCAAGCAUCAUGUGGAGCAAAUUAAAUGGGAACAUUCCUGCUGAUCGGCGGCAAGAACCCUCCCCUGGUGCCUUAAGGAUUGUCAAUCUUCAACAUGUGGAUGAUGGUAGCUAUGUAUGUACAGCAAAGAAUUCUAAAGGGAAUAUCACUGCCCUGGCAUUUCUACGCAUUCGAGGUUUUCCUCGUAUAACAAGGACACCUAUAAGCAAAGUGGUUGAUGAACACUCAUCUGUCCAAUUUGCCUGUGUGAUAGAGGGGAACCCAGCUCCUCAUGUGGAGUGGACCACACCCAAUGGCUCCAUAUUUACUUUGCAGUCUCAGCAAUCGGGCUCCAUAACAGUCCUUUCAAACAAUUCUCUUAGUGUCUCCAUUGUAACAGAAUCUGAUGCUGGAACCUAUACUUGCAAAGCUGUGAAUGAUGUUGGAGAGAGGUCAGCCUCUGCAACUUUGAAAGUUCAGACUCCUCCAAGAUUUCCUGAGCCCAUGGUGAACAGGACACAGAAUAUUAACAGUCAACUUGUGGUGGAAUGUGGAGCUUAUGCCACACCCAUUCCUGAGUAUCAGUGGAUGUUUAAUGGCACAAUUAUCACAACAAAUCGCAGCUUGAAUUUGAAUUAUUUGUCUCUUGAUGAUCAAGGUUUCUAUACUUGUGUUGCGAACAACUCAUUUGGAUCAGUUUCUGGUAAAUUCUACCUAGAAAUUCAAGUGCCACCAAACUUUGUAACAUCUCCCAGAAACCAAACAAUUCCUAAAGGACAAACAGCCACAUUUUCCUGCCAGGCAACCGGAAUUCCUGCUCCUUCCGUCAAAUGGUACAAAUCACAAACUCCUAUCAUCAAUAAUGAGCACUUCAGUGUUCUAUCAAAUGGAACGCUUGUGGUGAAAAUCGUGUCGGAACAAGACAGUGGUUGGUUCACCUGCGGUGCAACGAAUGAUGCAGGAACAAGUGAAAGAAAGGCAUACCUUUUAGUCGCCGACUCUCCUGUGUUCACAACCGUCCCGAAUAAUGUUACCGUUGACGAACGGAGCAGUGCAACUCUGUUGUGCCGCGCCCGUGGCCCCGACGAGCCUGUUGUUACUUGGAUGCGAGAGAACAGCGGUGGAACCGUAACAAACGUUGUUCCCAGUGCCACUGUACAGAUUCAUUCCAAUGGAGAUCUGACAUAUUCCAGCGUCACGAACCAGAAUGGAGGCCUGCACGUUUGCAAAGCUUGCAACACUGCUGGGUGUGCGAGUGCCGAGGCCUACUUAAUCGUCUUAUUUGCCCCACGUUUCAUUGUCCCACCCAACACAGUGAAUGCUCUUAAAGGGCAAAGUGACACUUUGGAAUGCAAGCCGGAGUCCAUUCCCCCAGCGACCAUAACCUGGAUUCGAAAUGGCGUAAACCUUGCUGGGACUGGAAAUCAGUACCGUGUUGAUAAUGUUCAGCCACAGGAUGAAGGAUCGUACACGUGCAAAGCGAGGAACAGCAGAGGCUCAACACAGCAAGUGGUUGACUUGAAGAUCGGAGCUAAAGCAAAGAUUACAGAUUUCCAAAAGACUCCAUCCCAGAACAGCAAAACGAUCAUGAAGUGUGAAGUGGAAGGAAGUCCCCGUCCUCAGGUGACCUGGUACCUACAGAGUUCUAAGCUACCAGAUUUACAAAAAUUCCCGGAUUACAUUGUCAACGCCAAUGAAGAGCUGAUCGUUCCUGAUUUAUCUCUUGUUAAAAAUUCCUUCCUGUGUAACUGCUCUAAUCCUCUUGAUACAGUCGCGAGGUUUGCGAGAGUCCCCAGAGCUCCUUCUCAGCCUUCGGUCACAAGUAUCAUGGAGACAUCUUUAGAAGUGACUUGGACCCAGUCUGACCCCCUGGAUCUCGUUCUUCAGUACACGGUGCAGAUGAAGACUGUAGCGGGGGAAUGGGAACAAGUAAACGACACCAUAAUAGGAAGUUCAGUACGGGUCAACAAUUUGAUAGCAUUCACAGCUUACAGUUUCAGAGUGAAGGCAAAGAAUGGACUGGGCACUAGUGAAAACAGCCUGUCAUCGCAAAAUGUGACAACUCUGGAGGGAGCUCCGUCACCCCCAAAGGAUUUGAAAUUGCAUUUGACUCUCGAAAACGCGACUGUUGUUUAUGUCUCGUGGGUAAAACCAGAAGAUUUAAAUGGAUAUCUCAGCACCAUUUUGUAUAGAAUCAACUACAAACCUCAGAAUGGGAACAACUCUAAGGAUGUUUUCAUCCAACACAACAUUGUCGGGAGCCCACAAAAUUUCACUUUACGAGAGCUCUCCCCUUAUACAGCUUACUUGGUCAGGGUAUACGCAGGAAGAAGAAGGAACGAUGGGAUAGAAAGAUGGAGCGGAGCUGUUUCAAAAAAAAUAACAACCUUACAGCUGGUUCCCCUAACACCUCCUGUGGAUUUAGUUGUACAAUCGAAUGGAGCUUAUCAGCUGAUGGUCAAAUGGAAGCUUCCUGCAUACUCAAUCUUAGGUUACCAUAUAUGGUAUAAAGAGUCAGAGGGUGAAGUGUUUGAUGGGAAAGUAGUUAUUCCCCGGAUGUUGGAUACUGUAUACCUUAUUAAGGGUCUGGAACCAGACACCAAAUAUGAAGUGAAAGCCCGAAUGUACAGUAACGCAGGGAUUGGUCCUUUUUCGGAAUUACUCAUCGUCAAGACUGAUAUUGAUAAGUUUGCUGUAACGUCGGGGCAACUGAGUCAGUCCUCUGGAUUAAAAGUCGCGGUUGUCUGUGUCGUGCUUGGUUUUUUCAUUUUGCUCAUUAUCAUCGCGUUUGUUUGUUUCAAGCGAAGACAAACCCGGCGUUCUCGGCAAAGUUUGCAGAUCAGUAAUCGUGAGGAUCCUUCUCUCAAGUAUGUUUACCACAAUCGAAGGACGGAAAGCACCUCACAAUUGUCCUCAAGUGGCGACAGCGAGGGAAGUGUGGAUGGUCGAUACAACUUUGCGCCUGCAGAUGACGAAAUCGACGUGGGAAUGUUCGAAGGUGAUAGAAACUCUGCGAGUUUUAGUCAAGAUCUUGGAUCGCGAAACCUCGUUUCAGCGGCUUCGAACUCGCGCUCAGAAAACAACCUGGAUGACGUCGUACGCCUCGAGGAAUACAGGCCAAGGCGUAGUCCCAAUGUCUCUCGCGUGAACUCGAUAUAUGAAGAGGUAACAUCUAGUGACGGUAAAGGAAAAGACGAUGGUAUCGUCAAAUUGAAACAGACAACGGGAAGAGAAGGCCUUGUGGAUUCGUCUAUGGGCUCUGCCGGGGUUGAUAAUAGUGCGUUCUCCCUCUCUGACUUUGUUGAAAAUGAAGCUCCUCCUGACUGGAGACCUCCACCCCCACCGAUCCAUAAAAACCAGCCGCCGGUUUACGCACAAGUGAAUAAAACCCGAAAGACAAAUCCGGACAGUCCCGUCAAGGGCUUGGACGAGUCGGCUAAAAAUAAACCUGUAGAGAGUAGUCCUAACACCCAGGCUACCUCUACAAAGGACUCCGUUGAAAGUCUUAAAAACGGACCUGUGAAUGGCAAGUCCGAUUCGGAGGAUACAUCUGAUGACGAUGAUGAAACGGAUUGGCUACCGCCACCUCCUCGCCCGAGUCAACUGGACAAUGAUUGGUUAAGACCCCUUCAUCACUCAGGCCAAACGGACCAUGAUAGGGAACAAUCCAUUCAAAGCGCGAACCAACUGGGCGACGACAGGUUACGACCCCUUCAUCGCCAAAACCAACUGGACGAUGAGUGGGUACGACCCCUUCCUCCUGAGAUUGAAGCUCUCCCCGGAAAAAGGAAUCGUGUUGCAUCCUGGGCGCGCGAGGACGCCGAAGUUUCAUGUGAUUUUGACGAUUUGACGAAAAUCUGAAUUCCAUUUUAUGAUGAAGAACAUAAAUAUCAGAAAGAUGAGAGCUUUCUCGUAGAGAAGCAUUUAACUUAACUUCGAAUUCAUCGCGUAAACCUCAGUGGGUGACUGAAAAAAAAAAUUGAUGGACGUCACGACACUUGUCGUACUAUUUGAAUGCUUUUACUUUUUACUUCUUGAUCGUUAACUUUCUAAACAGUGCGCAUAAAACAAAAAGUACCUUUUA
Molecule: messenger RNA, 4953 nt
Organism: Stylophora pistillata
Lineage: Eukaryota; Metazoa; Cnidaria; Anthozoa; Scleractinia; Pocilloporidae
Product: contactin-1
Biological process (GO): dendrite self-avoidance; axon guidance; homophilic cell-cell adhesion
Cellular component (GO): axon; plasma membrane
Molecular function (GO): cell-cell adhesion mediator activity
Source: RefSeq, a predicted model, not a curated record